Molecule: messenger RNA, 2255 nt
Organism: Stylophora pistillata
Lineage: Eukaryota; Metazoa; Cnidaria; Anthozoa; Scleractinia; Pocilloporidae
Biological process (GO): protein ubiquitination; ubiquitin-dependent protein catabolic process
Cellular component (GO): nucleus
Molecular function (GO): ubiquitin protein ligase activity; zinc ion binding
Source: RefSeq, a predicted model, not a curated record
UUCGCAUAAUAGCGAUAAUUUAUUAAGGCCUCAGUUUGUGCUCUCCGCCUCGGCCUUCGCCUUCGGCAGAUAACACAAAGCGUUGGCCUUGAUAAUUAUUGCUAUCAAGCUCAACCUUAUCCGAUAAUCGGAAUUAUUUCACAAUAUUGCAAUUGCGUAAUCGUGCGUCAAAUUAGUACACGUCAAGAAUCACAGCUGCAGUAAAAUGUGUCAUUAUUGCGCAACGUAUCAUUCAGGAACAUUGAAACACUGUUUUCGUUGCUUCUCUUAAGAGGAAAUUUGUCUGUUCUUGGUAGCAAACUAAUGUAUCAGUUUGGAAGGAGGGGAUUUCCUGCGAUGAAGUGAUGUUGGAAAUCCAGACGAACUGUCACGCCACCAGAGUGACAUUCCACGCGAUAUUACGAAACAAACAAUAGAAUCAUUCAAACAAAACCAGCAGCAACACGGAGAAACUCGACUGUUGUUGGCCCACUGGAUCCAAACGAAGCUGAAAGUUUCCCCAGAAACUCGCCUCCUGGUGAGUCUUCAUGGUCUGGAGAGAAACUUAUGGAUGAAGAAAGCUACUGCCAUCUGCCUAAAAGAGAGUACGGCCAUCUUCUAUUUGAGCGUGACCUUGCUGAAAGAAGUCUCAGAGUUGCAAAUUACCGGCUUUCCGACGAGCGACGAAAACAAAGAAACCAAAGAAGAUAUGGAGCUGUUGCAACUAAAAUUCAGCGAAACAGCAUGGAAAAUGCACACGAGGGACCGAACCAGUCUAGCCCCCGACUGAACUCGAAAUAUUCGAAAUUACCCUUAGAUCAUCACACUAGUGGAGCGGAAAAGAUGGAACUACAUAAUCAUCUUAACGGGAGCGCAAAUCACCUUAGCGAUAGCCAAAAAAGUAACUCUGAAGACGAAAACAAACACGGAAUCAAGGACGCCAAUAAUUGCGUUAACAGUUCUAAUGACAAUGACGAUUUUUUUGGUGAUGACGACAACCACGACAACUUUGCCAACAACUUUGGCUUUUUUGCCAAGAGUUGCACAGUUCAAGCGCCCCUAUAUCCACAUGCAGAAGAAACUUCUGUAGGGUCAGAAGAAACAGCGGAAUCUCUGAUUGACACCAUUGACGAGGACACGGGUAACUCUUGUGCUGAGAACAAUGAUGGUAGCCUAGCCAGUAGCAACAGUAUCACCAGCAAUAUUGACACUUCUUGUGAAAAUUCCAUCACCAGAAGUGACAAGAAAAAAGCUACAGACGUGCAGAAAACUAGCAGUUAUGAAAUAGGAAAUAAUGUCGAGUUUUUAGUGGAAAGAAACGGUGAAGCUAAAAGUCAAGGAGCAAGACCAAAGAAUCUUCUUCAGAAUCCAACGAUGUUCAACACAUUUUAAACAAACUAUCACGAUGGGAAGAUACCAUCAUUGGAGACAACUGGUAUUUGUCAAACUUUUCUUGCCCGGCACUCUACAGAUCCGAGUCUUCCGCAAAGUUUGUUUACAGAAAGUUACGACAUGCGCAACAGUUAUUCAAACGGUUGGACCCAACAUUCUGUAACCGGUAAUAGCAGGUCCCCUCCACACUGGAGUGUCCCCCGUUUGCGGGCUCCACAAAGAUGUGGGUUGAUGCUGGAGGACGCACAACCCAGGGGGUUGGGUCCACGGUACGGAGAUCCAAUGCUGGCAAAUUACCAACCUGUGAUACAAAUGGCGGGACAGUUCCCCUACGCCAGUGGCUUCAGCCAAACGAGCUUUUCAAGUUUUGGUGACUUUUAUGCAGGGAAUGGGACUCAGACAACAUCACCUUCACUCGGAGUCAGUCCUCUGGCGCCCGCUGUGAGAUAUCCAGCGGUUACCAUACCAAAUUCCAGGAUAAAUGUUCCGACCACGACUUCGCAAUACUCUUUAAGUUCGAUGUCUGCAAGUUUCCCUCUAGUUACUUCCACCAAUAUUGUGUUUAAUAGAGGGUAUAGAGAUACCCAAGAAAAAGGUGGCUUAAACUCAUCAGAUCUGGGUGAUUCAGAGAGACAGGAAGAGAGAUUACGGAACCAUGACCUUUUCAGUGGUCAUCAGGAGGGUUCAUUUGCGUCACUAUCGCUUAGGGAUCCUUUACUGGUUUCUCUUGAACAACAAGUGGCUGAAAUCGAUAGAGUUCUUAAAGAGCGAGAAGAACGGACCAAAAGGCAGAGAGAAGCAGCGCAAAGACAUAAGGAGAUAAGGGAAACGAGGCAAAGAGAGGCAAGAGAAGGAAAAGAGAGAGAAGAAAGAGAAAUGAGAGA